Impatiens glandulifera is the source of this 936-nucleotide messenger RNA. Its product is annotated as F-box/kelch-repeat protein At1g30090-like. The transcript has a single exon. Gene Ontology annotation, molecular function: protein binding. The record is from RefSeq and is a predicted model, not a curated record. NCBI's taxonomy places the organism in Eukaryota, Viridiplantae, Streptophyta, Magnoliopsida, Ericales, Balsaminaceae. The coding region runs from base 1 to 936 and encodes 311 amino acids.
AUGGAGAAUGGUGGUUUUCCAUGGCUUUUCGUAUACGCCUUCAACGAGUUUACAAGAAAGUAUCAUUGGCAAAUGCUCGACUUAAAUCAUUCUACUUGGCACGCUAUACCCGAAAUGCCUUCUAUGCACCAUUUAUGCCCGGAUGGACUAAGAUGCGUCUCAAUCCCCAAAGAAGGGACUAUUUUUGUUUGUGGUGUUGUGUUUACGGUGUUUGAUAUCCCUUUGAACUUGGUUAUGAAGUACGAAAUGAGCACGAAUAGUUGGAGCACUAUGUUAAAGAUGAACACGUUAAUACCCUUUUCCGCAGAAAGUGGUGUGAUUGGAGGGAACAGCCCCAAUCUCUUUGAACCAAACUUUUAUAUAGUUUUGGAUGUGGAGGGAAAAUGGCAACCUAUUAGGAACUUGGGGGAGAAAAUCGGGUUAUAUGACGUGGCGGUUAUGGAAGAUAUGAUUCUAAUAAAAAGAGCUCCUGCAUCUCCCAAUUAUGAUGUACCUAAGGGAUAUGUGUUUUAUACGAGAACGCAUAUAUGGGGAUAUUAUUUUAGUCUUAAUUUGAGAAAAGGUUGGAUUGGAUCGAGCAUUGUGGUUUUGGGACAUUUGUUUGUUUUGUCGGAGGCAGUGUCUGAAAGGACAAGGCUUAAGGUUUUUGAUGAGAAGACUGAUUCAUUGAAAGAUGUAAUUGAGAAGAAUCCAUUUCCUGACCAUGUCAUAUGUAGGCCUUUUUCGAUUAGUUGUUGCGAUGAUAUGAUAUUUGUUGUCGGUCUCGAUCUUCGUGUCGCGGUUGGGAAUAUUGGUAAGAUUUCUCAAGAUCAAGACCAAGUGAGUAAUUGUGAUCAAAGUUGUGGUUUUUCAGUUAAUUGGGAAGUUGUUGAUGCGCCACGAAAUUCUGAUUUCUUAGGAUUCAAACCUUAUAAUUCUCAUAUUCUCUUAAAUUGA